Messenger RNA from Phytophthora sojae, 606 nucleotides. RefSeq lists its product as hypothetical. NCBI's taxonomy places the organism in Eukaryota, Oomycota, Peronosporomycetes, Peronosporales, Peronosporaceae. The record is from RefSeq and is a predicted model, not a curated record. The transcript has 2 exons. The coding region runs from base 1 to 606 and encodes 201 amino acids.
AUGGUAUCGCGAGGUUCGACCAUCCACCACACGCGCCGCACCAACAAUCCGUUCAUGACCACGAGCUCGGGCAUCGUCGGCAUCGACUUGAACGAGAAGGUGGCGUUUGACGCUCCUCAGCUCCGCAGCAGCUCGAGCAACAACCAGAUCGGGACUGGCCAGCCACGAUCAACGAACUCGUUGACCGAGUUCAUGUACCAGACGACGUCGGGGGCUCUCGGUGAAGGGGUCCACGCUCAGGAACGCUCGCGGUUGAGUCAGCGGAUGGACAAACUCACACUCCACAAAGAGGUGGAAUCGUCCGGCGUCGUGACCAUCCGAAGAGUCGACGUCGCAGCGCCAGAAGAGUACGCCAUCCGCCCCGAAGAAGUCAUGCCAAAGCCCAUCGACAUCAAGGGGAUCACUGAGGCCCGAGGCGAGCACCCCAUGUACGCCACCAGCUACCGAGACAUUGGCGCUGACAAGGCGCAGCUGAAGGUCGAGAUGGAGCAUCUCGGACGGCCAAAUACGUUCACCAACUCCUUCAACGGCUUCCGGUACCGCGACUUCGGCCUCAACACCGCCGUGACCAAGUCCCGCAUCUGCGACCAACUCGACUACUCCUGA